CAGUGACCGAGAUAUUUAAUUACAUAUGACAUGAUGAUGCCUACACAAAUGAUCCUGAGGACUUGGUUUCCCUGAAGUUUCUGCACGACCAGAGAUGUGGUUCAAUAUGUUUACAGAACAUCGUUGCCUGCCAUGGCAGCUUGUCGACAGCUUACACUGACAAAUCCACUCCCUACUUCUAUGAUGAUGUAUGGACAUGGAAAAUUCCAUGCUUCGAAGACCUGAGGGAAAGGUGCCAUCGGACAAACAACGACAGGCGUUGGGCAGCAGUCACCUUCCGGAGAGCUGAUGGCAUGGACGCAGAGCGACCACAUGGUCCUUGGCAAGGACCACACGGCUAUUACCUUCUGUUUUCUAUGCAGGGCAUGGGGAGGGGGUGCUUUUGGAUGAAUUCUUCCGAGGGUUUUUACAGUUCCAAGAGCUUUCUUGUAGCUAAACGACUGAGGAUCUCCACUGUCACGGAGGGUCACAAACCCAAGAAUAAACACACUGUGCGUGCACUGUUGCAGUGGAACCUAUGGUUGGUGAGAGGAGUCUUUUCGGUGGGUGGUGCCUAUAUAAGGAGGGGCCGAUGUGAAACAAACUUGCAGCCAAGGAAAGGCAUCUAUGGCAGCUUCCUUUGUCCUCUGAGGACGAACCAACAUCAAGAGCUAGCCGUAUGAACUAUCUUGUUGAGGUUCUCUCUUUUCUUCUCCUUCUUCUUCUUCGGCUAUUUUUCUGGUGACACCACUCAUCGAGCUCGAUCUUUUCUCCUCUGCUGCCUAGAGAUCACGUCAAGUGUAGUUUCCGUUUCGACGAAGACCUGUGUCUGGUCCUUUUCAGGGACCUUCUUUGUGAUUGCCGGGAGGCAAAGCAGCAGCCUGUCUUUCCAUUUUUCCCGAUCAAAUAUACAACAGCUCCCAAAGCUUUCUAUCAUCACCAUCCAUUCUAGCUUUUCCUUUAAGCUCUUGGUACCUCUCUGCCUCCAACUAGCAGCUGUAAAGAAGCACCAUGGGAGGCACCCUGGAAUGCUUCUCCAACUUUCUGGGAAGUGGCCGCAGGCACAAGAAGAGGAAGCAGUUUCAGACGGUGGAGCUCAAGGUCAGGAUGGACUGCGAGGGCUGUGAGCUGAAAGUUAGAAAUGCGCUCUCCACCAUGAGAGGAGUGCAGUCGGUGGACAUCAACAGAAAGCAAUACAAGGUGACGGUGACGGGCUAUGUUGAGCCACACAAGGUGAUCAAGAGGGUUCAAUCCACAGGGAAGAAGGCUGAGCUCUGGCCUUACGUUCCUUACAACCUGGUUGCCCACCCGUACGUUGCCCCAACCUACGACAAGAAGGCACCCCCUGGGUAUGUCAGGAAUAUGGAGGUCAUUGCAGUCUCCAGCCAAGUGGUCAGGCCGGAGGACCAGCUUACCUCUCUAUUCAGCGAUGACAACCCGAAUGCCUGCUCCAUUAUGUAGCUGUGGGGAUCACUUGCACUCGCAUCCAUAGGGUUUCAGAGCAGACAUAGUGACUGAUUUCAGCUUCAGAUCUGCCGCCUGCGUUCUCCGUUUAGAUUGUCAUCUUUUUCUCCUUCGUUUGCUUUCUUGAUCGCAGUGAGGGUGGAGUAUAUAUAGAAUAUUUUCCAUUUUGUUGGUGGCCAAGAAUUCAUUGGGUUCUGCGACUGAAACCUGUCUUCACAUGCAUGCACGCGAGAAUCAUGUACGUUGCUGUCUUCGAAGCAGACAUGAAGACAGUAACGGAUGCAGGUGUACUCUCGGAACAC
Musa acuminata subsp. malaccensis (wild Malaysian banana) is the source of this 1745-nucleotide messenger RNA. RefSeq names its product heavy metal-associated isoprenylated plant protein 23-like. The record is from RefSeq and is a predicted model, not a curated record. Lineage: Eukaryota; Viridiplantae; Streptophyta; Magnoliopsida; Zingiberales; Musaceae. Gene Ontology annotation, molecular function: metal ion binding.